Molecule: messenger RNA, 690 nt
Organism: Maudiozyma barnettii
Lineage: Eukaryota; Fungi; Ascomycota; Saccharomycetes; Saccharomycetales; Saccharomycetaceae
Product: SRP1/TIP1 family protein
Exons: 1
Coding region: 1-690 (229 amino acids)
Biological process (GO): fungal-type cell wall organization
Cellular component (GO): fungal-type vacuole; fungal-type cell wall
Molecular function (GO): structural constituent of cell wall
Source: RefSeq, a predicted model, not a curated record
AUGUACGCCAAGACUGCCCUUUUCCUAGCCGCCGCUGCUCUAGCUCAAGCUCAAACCAGUGCUCAAAUUGCUGAACUAACCGUCAUCUUAAAUGAUGUUAAGGACAACUUGAAUUCCUACAUGGGUCUAGUUACCGCUGGUACCAUCUCUCUAGCUGACCUACCAGCUGGUGUCCUAGACAUCGGUAUGGCUCUAGCUUCCGCCACUGACGACUCCUACACUACUCUAUACUCUGAAGUCGACUUCGAUGCUAUUACUCCAUUCUUGACUGCUCUACCAUGGUACUCUUCCAGACUAGAAGCUGAACUAGCCACCAUCACCGGUGCUGCUUCUUCUUCCAAGGCUGCCACUUCCGCCGCUGCUUCUUCCUCUGCUGCUGCCACUUCUUCCGCCGCUGCUUCUUCUUCCGCUGCUGCCUCCUCUUCUGCUGCCGCUUCCUCUUCUGCUGCUGCCUCCUCUUCUGCUGCUUCUUCCAAGGCUGCUUCUUCUUCCAAGGCUUCCUCUACCUCUGCUAAGGCUUCCACCACUGCUGCUACCACCACCAAGGGUUCCGCUGCUGCCGUCUCUCAAAUCACUGAUGGUCAAAUCCAAGCUACCGCUUCCGUUACCGCUCAAACCGCUAACGGUGCUGCCAAGGCUGUUGCUGGUCUAGGUGCCGGUGCUCUAGCCGCUGCUGCUCUAUUGUUAUAA